AUGGGCGUAGAGGUUGCAUUGGAGUUGAGCUCAAGCCGCAGGAACCUGCGUCAUGGCCUGCUGCAGACUCCCGCCAACGUCGCAGCAAAAGAUGAUGUGGACAGAAGCUUCAGCACCCUCCAAAAGGGCGACGAGCUUAAACGCCAGCGUCCAGUCACUAGCCUUAAUAAAAUCGUGGACCCUCCUCUCGCCCCUAGCCCUUGUCCACCGCAUCGUUCCUCUAGGGGAAUGGCGCGCCAGCUAUCAUCACUGGGGAGGCAUGCUGACCAGUUCAUCCCCGCAUGGGCGAGAUGGGCCGCGCCCUGCGCCCUGCCGCGUUUCAACCAGUGA
This is a messenger RNA of Colletotrichum orchidophilum, 330 nucleotides long. RefSeq lists its product as uncharacterized. The transcript has a single exon. NCBI's taxonomy places the organism in Eukaryota, Fungi, Ascomycota, Sordariomycetes, Glomerellales, Glomerellaceae. Bases 1 to 330 code for a protein of 109 amino acids. The record is from RefSeq and is a predicted model, not a curated record.